UUUGAAUAGGCCUAGAUAAAGGGUUUAUAUGGUCAUCAUAACAACACUCAAUUUAGUUCAGAUGCAAAGUGUCACCUUUUCUAUUCCUCCCCGAUUGACCUCUCCUCACCUCCCCCCUCCUCCACUGGAGAGACAACGCCUUUGACGUAGUCAGCGAAACUUAAAGGAAUUCACCUGGCGGAUCUGAAGUGUGUGAGGAGUGAGAGGAGUGACGCGUUACCGUCACAACUUGUCUUUACUACUAAAACAGUGUAAGAGGCAGGAAUUAGAAACUCUGAACAUCUGAUCGACGCGAGGAGCAGAGCAACAGCCAUUUACCUAACAAUGCUCUAACAAUGCCCUGACACUUCUGGGAACUUAUAUCGGUGACUUGGGCAACAGGAAUAACCUACUUUCUCGGGGAGUUCCGGGUUUAUGUAACACAGCUAUAAUUCAACCAGCGUAUCGCCCGAAGCAUGACCAUGGAACUGCAGUCCUUAGGGACGAAUAGGAGCAAUGGCGAUGGAGCAGAUCAUGUGUCCGCCAGUGAGCAGGUUCAAAAUGGAUCGACCCCUGCCGAGCAGAAUCCACUGCUCUCCCCGUAUCCUGAGAGCAAUGGAGACGUCAUCAUUCGGGUCCCACCGGAUGUCUCAACCGAGUGCCGCAAGAAGAAAGUGGUUCGCGAGGUGGAGCGGUUGACGACAGCGCUCAACGCAAAGGUCUUCUGGAAGUGCAGCGUGUGGAUGACCAUCCUCUUCCUCCUCUUCUUCAUCGCCGCUGUAAUCUUCAUCUCUAUAGUCCUGUGCUCAGUCUUCCGUAAGGAUCCGGACGAUACAUUUGAUCGUUCAUCCUAUGAGGUUCCUCGAGACUUCAAUGGAACCUUUCGGCUAACCAAUCAGGUGUCUGCAGAGGAGCUCCUCACCUCCUCCAAUCAGAGUCAAGUCCUGGCCUCGCAACUUCAAAAGAAGCUCUAUGGCCUCUACAGCGACUCCCCCGCUCUCGGUCGAUACUUCUCCAACGCUGAAAUCUACGACAUCAGGAACGGCUCGACGGAGGCUGUGUUCGGCCUGAGCUUCCUGCUGCCCCGCGCGGACCAGGAGCGGCUGAGGAGCUUCACGCUGAGCCGCCAGCUCGUCUACAACGUCCUGCGCCAGGCCCUCUACGACCAGGACACCAACCCCCCCGGGGCCCUGUACAUAGAGCCCGGCAGCCUCCAGAUGAACUGAGGUCUUCAAAGGGGGCCCCAGGAACACCAACGAGACUGUGUGGGUGUAUGUGUGUGUGUCAGGUUCAGAAGUGACUGGUAGACCGGCAGCCAACAGCCUCUCGUGUGAAGGUCAUGGCAUCACUGUGCUUCGUCAUGUUACUGUGGGUGCCUUCAACUCUAAGGAAGAGGAGCCUCUCUCUCUCUCGCUCUCUCUUCUCUCUCCCCCC
This is a messenger RNA of Gadus macrocephalus (Pacific cod), 1413 nucleotides long. RefSeq names its product TPA-induced transmembrane protein. The record is from RefSeq and is a predicted model, not a curated record. The transcript is spliced from 7 exons. NCBI's taxonomy places the organism in Eukaryota, Metazoa, Chordata, Actinopteri, Gadiformes, Gadidae. Bases 456 to 1205 code for a protein of 249 amino acids.